AUGAAACGCAUCGUCCACUACGUGAACCAGUUCUUCGCCGGCCUGGGCGGCGAAGAGAGCGCGGGCACGCCGCCCGGCACGCUGGAAGGCGCGGUUGGCCCGGGCGGCUGUUGCAGAUCCUUGCUCGGCGAGGGUGCCGGCAUCGUCGCCACGGUCUACUGCGGCGACGAUCACUUCUCGGAGAACGAGGAGGAGGCGACGGCCCGGCUGCUGGAGCUGAUUGCGGCGGCCAAGCCCGACCUGCUGUUCGCCGGGCCGGCCUUCGGCUCGGGCCGGUACGGGCUGGCGUGCGCGGGGGUGUGCCGGGCGGCGGGCGCGGAGCUCGGGAUCCCGGUCCUGACCGCCAUGGCUCUGUCCAACCCCGGUGCCGACCCGAUCCGGCGCGAGAUCCCGGUGGUCCGGACCGGGGAGUCGUCGGGCGAUAUGCGCGACGCCCUCGAGCGCUCGGCCGGACUGAUCGCGAGGAUCCUGACCGGCGAGACCGUGGCUCCGGGCAGCGAGGAGGGUCUGAUCCGGGGUGGCCGUUGGAACACGCGGGUCGAGCCGGCGCCGGGUAUCCGCGACCUCGGGCACGCCAAGAUCGCGCUGGUCACCACCGGCGGCCUGGUUCCCCGCGGCAACCCCGACGGUAUCAAGUCGUAUCUGUCCACCCACUUCGGCACCUACGGCCUGGAGAGCAAGGAGCACCUCACCGCGGACGAGUUCGAGUCGGUGCACGGCGGCUUCUUCACCGCGCGCGCGAUGGCAAAGGAACUGGAAAGAGGCGGCAUCCCCACGGUGCACGUGACCAAUCUCGUUUCGGUGUCGGCAAACACCGGCGCCAAGCGGAUCCUGUCGGGACGGGCGAUUCCGCAUGUGUUCGGGGACCCCUCCCUUGACGCGGAUGAGGAGCGCCGGCUCCGGCGGCGCUUGGUGGAGCAGGCGCUGGAAAUGUUGAAGGAGCAGGAGGGGGCGUCGUGA
Molecule: messenger RNA, 960 nt
Organism: Geodia barretti
Lineage: Eukaryota; Metazoa; Porifera; Demospongiae; Tetractinellida; Geodiidae
Source: the annotation of a GenBank genome assembly